Molecule: messenger RNA, 1485 nt
Organism: Sodiomyces alkalinus F11
Lineage: Eukaryota; Fungi; Ascomycota; Sordariomycetes; Glomerellales; Plectosphaerellaceae
Exons: 4
Coding region: 213-1301 (362 amino acids)
Source: RefSeq, a predicted model, not a curated record
GAUAUCACGCCGUGAUUUUUUCCAGCACUCCGGCAGAAGGACAGCUUCAUGUGACCGAGCGCUCGACUCCUACAGGAAGAUAUCACAACUAUCUCAAAACUUGAUACACCGCAGUUAUCGGCACCUUCCCUCCCUAAAGUCAGUCUCAAAACUCGAUUCUCCCCCUCGCAUCGGCUCAGCACAGCUCAAACAGUCCAUCCGUCUGGACCAAAAUGGCGCCCCAACACUCCUACCAUAAAGCCUGGAAAGCGUCUCUCAAGAGCGGGCACAAGCGUCACUCGGCGAAACAAGCCAAAGCACCUCCUCUGAGACGUCCCCUUACCAUAGGCCAGGCCAAGUCAUACUCGCGCACUCUCGUCGACCCCAAGUUCCGGACUAAGAAGUUCCACCUCUUCGAGAAACUUCCCGGCGAGUUGCGUGAGCAAAUCUACCUCUAUGCAUUCCAGUCCGGCCCCAGCAUCGUUUACGUCACGCCCAAGAUUCACCCGCCUAAGCCGAGGCGCGCCGGGGACCGAAUCUCACUGGUGCAGGGCCGCCUGGGCUACGAGAGCAAGUGGAAGUGGGCAGCCGAGGUGGCCGCCGUGAUCCCCGAGGCGAAAGCCGCGUUUGAGAAGCAGUUCGGGAAACGCACCGGCGUCCGACACGAUCAGCUGGUGGCCGUCCGCCCCUGGGAUCUUGUCGUGUACAUCUUUGAUUCUCGGUUGCAGUCGCUCUUUGGCAUGGACUUUGCCAAGGACAACAGCAUUAGCCGGGAGGCCAGAGAGCGGCUUGUGGGAACGGGCCAGGUGCGCAAUGUCUCCGUGCGCUGGGACGGCUACUACUGUUACGGUAUACGCUGUCACUGCCGCAUCGGCUGCUCCAGUUCGCUGGCCCUGUCUGGCAACAUAUGCCUGUGGGGACUGACAGGCUUCCUGUACAACUUCCCGGACCUCGAGAACGUAUUUAUCCAGUUCCAGCUGAACGGUUCUCACAUGGAUCGUUCGAUGACAAACAAGGGGCCCAAAGAGCUCGUGGACUCUCUCGCUGCCAAGGCCAGAAAGGACCCCAGUAUUGCCAUGUUUCAGGACCGAUGCCGCACCUGGGUCGAGAUCCGGGAGAGAGAUAUGCGCAAGUGGCUUCGCCCGCAGGUCAUCGAUGUAUACCACUGGAUCCAAUCUGCCCGGAAAGAGUUCGACAAGGAUCUGUUUCGUGCGGCGCGUCUGCCGGCUGAGAGACGCCGCUCGGUCCAGUUCCGGCUGCUGGUAUCCUCGUGGUACAAGGUCGACCGUCGGCUAGCUCAGACAGCCAAGUCCAACGACUAGCACGGGUCGAAGAGCCAGGCGAUGGUAGCUUCAGCCUGUCUUUGAGCCUUCAAGGGUUAUUUCAUGAUACUUGAUUCCCGCUCAGCAUUGCUCGGAGCAAGCAGAGUGCAUGGGGAAAUUUUGCUUUGCCGGGAGGCCUUCUCGAAUCUUUCAUAUGCAGUCUCUGCUCGAGAGACCUAAAGUA